Molecule: messenger RNA, 3233 nt
Organism: Linum trigynum
Lineage: Eukaryota; Viridiplantae; Streptophyta; Magnoliopsida; Malpighiales; Linaceae
Source: the annotation of a GenBank genome assembly
CUUGUACCUUUAUGUGAUGGUACAACUUCAAGUUGUAAAGUUGUACCGUAACAUAGUGAUACAAAUUGCUUUAUGGUACAACCUAAACUUAUACAUUUAAUGUUAUGGUACAAUUUUGAGUUGUACAUUAAAGCAUCAAUACUAUAUAGCAUAGUAGAAGUGCUCUAUAUAAUAUGCAUUCGAAAUUCGAUUACCCAAAAAAGGAUGAGAACCUUAUGUAUAAUGGCACUGAUUUAGUCCUCCUCUGUUGUAUAUUGUUGAUGUGGGAUUUUUCUAUCGCAUUACAGUAAAUAAGUAUGGUAAAAAAAAAAAUAAUGAAAACUCCGUGGCAUAAUUUUUUUUUUCUUCUAAUUAUAUUUUCAUUUUGAUCCUGUCGUCCCCGCCACAGCCAGCUAACCUAACCAAACCAACGGCGGAUGAUGAUCCCCGUGAUCACUGGACGGCGGCGCACGGAGCCUCCGUGGUCGCUCCACUUUCCCUCCGCACAUCCGACGGUUCUGAUUCCAUCGACUUUAUGAUUUCCAACUCAUCCUUCUCAUCCAACGGCCCCAAAUAAGUUCGUUAAGUUUCCUAUUCUACGCCGCAAACUGCUGGGAUUAGCGUUCAUCAGGAAGAAGAAAAAAAAAAAUUGUCAGGAUAAUUAAUCAGGUCGUAUAUGUCAAGCAAGAAAUCUCGAUUCACACUGCAAUACUGAUUUAUCUUAAUUUAAUUAUAUAUAUUCCUUCGGUUAAUCGUGUUCUUAUUUCUUAAUCAUCGUUAGGGUAGAGUCAAAGAGUGUUUCUAUUAACUGUAACUCUCAUCUUAGUUAGGUUGUUUUAUUUGAGAAACCAUCGGAACUUGAGAGGCCGAUUUAUUGUAUUUUUCCUGUCUGGUAUUUGGAGAUUUUAUCUAGAUUUUUUUUCUCUACGUUUUAAUUUCCAAGUAAUUAUCGCCUAUUUGGAUUGAUAUUUGGAGAUAAGCAACCGUUUGAAACAUUUCAAGAUUCAAGUCAACUUGAUAAGCUCCUUUGGGGUUUAAAUCUAGAUCGUGGGGUGGCUUUACGGUCCGGUCCGGUUAAAUUAGACUAAAUUGAUUUGGUUCCAGUCCGGUCUUUUCGGGGAUAUAAGGAUACAGUUCGGUCUUGACCCGGUCCGGUCCCAAUUUGAUCUUUAUUUUAGGUGUUGGCGGUCUCUUAUCCGGUCUUUAUCCGGUUUUUUAUCUCAAAUCUAAGCCCGAAUAUGAGAUUAAAUUGUUUGCUAUCCGGUCGCAGUCCGGUCCCGAUCCGGGUUAUACGAUCCGGUUUCGGGUAAAACCAAACAGUCCGGGAUCAAAUAGCCAGCAGAUCGCUUGAGUUUGAUGUGUAAUUUUUUUUGGUUGGGUGCUAGAGGACCUAAAGCCUGAUAGUGCUUGGGCCAAAGACUGUUGAGCUAGGUAUGUGGAGGCCCAAAGGCUUACAUGAAAGACCAGGACUUUCCCAAAAAGUUAAUUCUCCCUCUCCAAUGGCAGAAGCACCAAUUUUAGUAAUCUUCAUCUAAUAAUAUAACUCCAUGAUGAUUCCUUUCUUUCUCAGAAGCUCAAAACUCUAGUCAUCUUCAACCUGAGUGACUCCAAAUAGUAGCAUUCAUACUACACAGAGUGUCUGUCGACAUACAGAUACUAUUUCUUGCCAUUUCCCCCUCUCAAAUCUCCUACUGUAAAACCCCCACAAAUUCCUUCCCAUAUAAGUAUUUCAACACCACCACCUCAGUUUUCACAGCAUUCCACUCAUUCCUUCACCUAACUACAUCAGACACCAAGAGUUUAAGAAAGACACUGCCAUGGAGAUCACCACAAGAAGCUUUGUGCUUUCACUUGCUGGUAUUGGAGCUAUGGUGAUGGCGAUGAUGAUAGGCUCGGCUGAAGCGACAAUGCCUGCUGUGUUUGUGCUGGGAGACUCCACAGUUGAUGUUGGAACCAACAAUUUCCUGACGGGAAGCGUUGACAGAGCUGAUUUCCCUCACAAUGGGAUCGACUUCCCCGGCUCGAAAGCUACUGGCAGGUUCAGCAAUGGCCACAACAUUGCUGAUUUUCUUGCUAAGCAGCUGGGAUUGGAAAUGAGUCCACCACCUUUCUUCGCGCUUGGGAAUGGCACAGCUCCGCUGAAGAACUCGAGCUUCAAAGGUGUUAACUUUGCCUCUGGAGGGUCUGGAAUUCUUGACACAACUGGACUUAGCCCGGAUGGAGUAAAGACUGUAGUCCCGUUGAGCGAGCAGGUUCAGCAACUGAGCACCAUCUCCUCGAGGCUCGCCAGCUUCAAAGGUGCUGAAACUGCGGCGGAGUACCUCGCGACUUCAGUGUUCAUCAUCAGCAUCGGCAGCAAUGACAUGUUCCACUACUACCAUGACAACAGCAGCAGCUCCUCAAAGGAACAGUUCAUCUCUCAACUGACGGCCACAUACCAGCAACAUUUGAAGACGAUGCUUGGGUUUGGAGUGAGGAAGAUUGGGAUCAUUGCCGCCGGACCAGUUGGCUGCUGCCCAGCUCAGAGGAGAUUCAACCAGACAUCAGGCUGCUUGGAGCCCUUGAACGACUUAGCUGUUUCCUUCAAUGCCAAGGUCAAAACCAUGAUGGUACAACUCAGCUCGGAAUUCGAUGGGAUGCAAUACUCCAUUGGGGAUACCUACUCGAUGACCAUGAAUUUGAUCAAGAGCCCUGCAUCAUAUGGAUUCAAGAUCAUCGACACAGCAUGCUGUGGACUUGGGAAGCUGAAUGCGGAUUUCUACUGCACUCCUGACGCCAACGUUUGCACGAACCGGAACGAGAUGCUGUUCUGGGACAUGUACCACCCUACCCAGGCUGCAUCAAAGCUCGCUGCUUCGAACCUCUACUAUGGCGGCCCACCCUUUGUGGCACCCAUCAACUUCAAGCAGUUGGCUGCCGCCUUCUAAAUUAUCCCCAUUGUUUCAUUGUUUUGCUUCCCGAACAAGAAAAUCCAAUAAGCAUCUAAGAUCGAUAUUCUUCACAUUCUAUUUUACAAUAUUUGGAAAGAAAAAAAUAAACUUACUGAUUUUACGAAGUACUUGAGCAAUGCAUUUCUGAUUUUUCCUCCUCUUCGGUUCCCGUAACGUUGGAGUGAUCAUUCAGUUGAAAUCAUAUAAAAGAAAUGAACCACAGUCCACAAACCAUCCAUUACGGUUUGAUGCAAAACAUUGUGGGGUUUGAAGCUGCGAAACCAUAAGGGAAACGGGCUCGAAAAAUAGAAGGAAUCGUGGUGG